Messenger RNA from Dermacentor silvarum, 2064 nucleotides. Its product is annotated as endothelin-converting enzyme 2. The record is from RefSeq and is a predicted model, not a curated record. Gene Ontology annotation, biological process: protein processing. Bases 1 to 2064 code for a protein of 687 amino acids. The transcript has 8 exons. Gene Ontology annotation, molecular function: metalloendopeptidase activity. NCBI's taxonomy places the organism in Eukaryota, Metazoa, Arthropoda, Arachnida, Ixodida, Ixodidae. Gene Ontology annotation, cellular component: plasma membrane.
AUGACCGGAAGAGUUGUUGACGACAGUUACCCGCAGGAGCCUGUGUCGGAGGAAGAGUUUCUGACCGAGGGUCCAGGGCCCUGCCGCAUCUUGAUCAUCGUGAUCGGCAUAACGGGCACGCUGGCCAUACUUGUCCUUCUCGCUGUGCUCGUGUUCCUGGCGCCCACGGACACCGUGCACACCACUCCCCCUCCAUCCCUGUGCACCACGUUCGCGUGCAUCGAGCACGCCUACAACCUCAACAAGUCGAUGCUGCGCUCAGUCAGUCCAUGCGACAACUUCUACCAGUUUGUGUGCGGAUCAUGGACGGCACCUCGCCGCCGGCAGACAUCGGUAGGGCAGAACAUACACGACACCAUUGCCGGUGCUAUACAGGCAACCGCCAACCACCACCCGCCGGAGAGUCGUAACAAGGGCACGCGCAAGGCUUUCGACAUGUACAUCUCGUGCGUCGAGGCGCACGACGCGGCCUACGCCACCGACAACGUGAGGAGGCUCAAGCACUUCAUGCACGAGCACAAGUUGUUCAUCUCCGCAAUACACGUGGACGGCGUUGACCCACUGGACCUGCUGGUCGACCUCGGAGUGAACUGGAAUCAGAACUUCCUUUUCGAGAUGGCACCGCACAGGGAACAGGCGCACGGGAAGUGGAUGCUGCUGCUCUACCCCGGCUCGCUGUCGCAGUACUUCAGCCUCUCGGAGCAGACGGGACCGGCCUUCUCCGAGUACCUGCGGCACCACUUGGCCAAGGGGUUCGGAAAUGCCACCGACGUGAUCGCCGCGUUUCCCCGCUUCCGUGAGGAAAUUGCCCGAGAAACGGCGCCUCUCCACGAGCCCCUGGUCACGAACAAAUACCCGUGGCUCAAGUUCGCCUUUCGGGACAUCCAAAUUUACGCGCCAAACAUUGACGCCCCGCACUGGCUCUCGACCGUGAACAAGCACUUCGGCCAACACAACAUCUCCUUUAGCAGCUCCUCGACGCUGUUCGUUACGGACAGGCGGGUGCUGGACGUGCUGAACAGGCUCCUUGACCCUAGCUUGUUCCGGCUGCCCGUCACCACGUUCAUCGCUUGGAAGUUCGUCGAGCUCUUUGGCUGGGUCGUGGACGACAAGAUAGCCGAGAUAACCUUCGGCGAGACGGACAAACAGGCGUUGCAAGAGGCGCGCCGCGUGGCCUGCUCAAACUUAGUCGAGCGCACGUACGCCUUCGCCAUGAGUGGCCGCUACCUCUUCGAGGUAGUCGACGUGAAUACCAGGGGCGCUGUGAGCUCUUUCCUCACCUCCAUCCAGGACUCCAUGCUGGCUCUCACCGACAACACGACCUGGAUGGACGACAAAUCGAAAGGCGACUUCAGGAUCCGCGUGUCGGACGUCGAGCGCACCAUAUGGAUCACAGGAAUCAGCGCAUACCCAGGCAAGCUGACUGUGCUCUACCAGGAUUUCCCGGCCACGUCCGAGUCCGACAGGCGGACCGCGUACUCCGAAUGCCGCGCCAACUCUGACCCGUCCCUGUCGCGCUACUCGUACCACUUGAACAGCAUCGUGGUGCCCAUGAGCUUGCUGUUCAAGCCCAUGUACGUUUACGAAGGCACUUCGGCAAUGAACUAUGCAGGCCUCGGGGCCCUUUACGCGCAGCUGCAGAUCAAAAUGCUGGACACAGUCGGCGUCCAGUUCAACGAGCACCGACAGCUCGAUUCCUGGAUGUCUAAAAGCCCCAUGGAGCGCUACGAUGCCAUGGUGCAGUGCUUCUUCUCGAGGGAAAGCCAGGAGGACUUUUGGGAGAAACUGGCGUUCGAGGUCGUGUUCAAGGCGUUCCAAAAGAGCAAGCUUCAGGCGCAUGCACACGGCAUAAGGCUUCAGGGCCUGGAGGGCUUCUCGGACGACGCCAUCUUUUACAUGAGUUACUGUUACAUCAGCUGUUCACGUACUGCCUCCAAGACGAUGCCCGUACGCCGGUCGCAUGUGUGCAAUGCCAUCACGGAAACAGAGCACUUUCGCACCACAUUCGGCUGCCAAGCCCGCACCAAGAGCAAUCUCGCCGAAUGCCCUGUAUUUUGGCGGUAG